AUGGAGCCCACGGGCGUCCCCAUCGGCGAGUCCAGUGACGAUGCUUCUAGAAGUGGCGAGGCCAGCGUCAUGGCGGCGCCGGAGCUGGUGGACGACCUCGUCUGCGAGAUCCUCCUCCGCAUCCCGGCAGGACAGCCGGAGUGCCUCGUCCGCGCAUCCCUCGUGUGCAAGUCCUGGCGCCACGUCAUCUCCGAUCCCGCCUUCCGCCGCCGCUACCGCGCGUUCCACCGGGCAAGAUUGAGAAUUGUGUGUCCUAGAGUGCCACUUGAUAAUCUCAUCGGCGAAUUUGUCUGA
Molecule: messenger RNA, 294 nt
Organism: Miscanthus lutarioriparius
Lineage: Eukaryota; Viridiplantae; Streptophyta; Magnoliopsida; Poales; Poaceae
Source: the annotation of a GenBank genome assembly